Messenger RNA from Alosa alosa (allis shad), 2877 nucleotides. RefSeq names its product mitochondrial import inner membrane translocase subunit TIM44-like. Gene Ontology annotation, molecular function: protein-folding chaperone binding. Gene Ontology annotation, biological process: protein import into mitochondrial matrix. The record is from RefSeq and is a predicted model, not a curated record. Bases 67 to 1419 code for a protein of 450 amino acids. NCBI's taxonomy places the organism in Eukaryota, Metazoa, Chordata, Actinopteri, Clupeiformes, Clupeidae. Gene Ontology annotation, cellular component: mitochondrial inner membrane. The transcript has 13 exons.
CUGACAUGGAAGUUGAAGUUGACGUCAGCAGGUCAGCUGACGAAAUGGUACGUGAGGCUUUCCAAGAUGGCGGCGUCCUUGUGUCGGUGUUAUGGGAUGUUUCUCAGAAACGGUCUGAUCCUGCCCCCCAGCUCAUACAUUUCAGCAUUCCAUAAAGCAGAUGGCCAAAGGAUAUAUAGAGCCAGUGCUGUUGCCUUACAGCUGCGUUCUGCAUCCAGUCGUGGGAAUCCGCGAAAAGGUUUCUUAGGGGAGUUUGUGGACUCCCUGAAGCAAGAACUUAGCAAGAACAACGAGAUGAAGGAGAAUAUAAAGAAAUUCCGUGAAGAGGCCAAAAAGUUGGAGGAGUCGGAUGCUCUACAACAGGCUCGAAAGAAAUAUAAAUCUAUUGAGUCUGAAACUGUGAAAACAUCUGAAGUGCUGAAAAAGACACUGGGGUCAUUCUCUGAAACUGUAAAAGGGAGCUUGGAGGAGGUCAGCCGCACCGACCUGGGCAAGAAGAUAAAGGAGGGUGUGGAAGAGGCAGCCAAGUCUGUGAAGCACUCUGCUGAGUCUGUGUCUAAGAGUGGAGAGAUGCUGGGGAAGACCAGUGCCUUCAGAGCUAUCUCCCAGGGUAUGGAAACGGUGAGGAAGGAGAUCGAUGAUCCUUACAGCGGUCCUUACCGGCCCCCCUCAAGAUUGCGGAAGAGGAGUGAGUUCUCAUUCAAAGGGGCAGAAAAUGAGAGUAGGGUGUUUGACGCUAAUGAAGAGGCAAUGGGUGUUGUCCUGCAUAAGGACUCUAAAUGGUUCCAGCAGUGGAAGGAAUUCAAAGACAACAACAUGGUCUUUAACAGGUUCUUUGAGAUGAAGAUGAAGUAUGAUGAAAGUGAUAACGCCUUAAUCCGAGCAACUCGUGUUGUUACGGACAAAGUCACCGAUUUGAUUGGUGGCCUUUUCUCUAAGACGGAGAUGUCUGAGGUGCUGACUGAGAUCCUGAAGGCUGAUCCCAGCUUUGAUAAGGACUCAUUCCUCCGUCAAUGUGAGCGUGACAUCAUCCCCAAUAUUCUGGAGGCCAUAAUACGUGGUGAGCUGGAGGUUUUGAAAGACUGGUGUUAUGAAGCUACGUAUAGCCAGCUAGCACAUCCCAUCAAGCAGGCUAUUACCAUGGGAUUGCAGUUCCAAUCUAAAAUCCUGGACAUUGACAACAUUGAUCUGGCUAUGGGUAAAAUCAUGGACCAGGGUCCUGUGCUUAUCAUCACCUUCCAGGCACAGGUUGUCAUGGUGAUCCGCAGCUCUAAAGGGGAAGUUGUGGAGGGAGACCCGGAGAAGGUCCUGAGGAUGAUGUAUGUUUGGGCGCUGUGUCGCGACCAGGAAGAGCUGAACCCUCAGGCUGCCUGGAGACUGCUGGACAUGUCCGCCUCCAGCACUGAGCAGGUGCUCUGAGGAGCGAAGCUUGGAAGGGAGGACAGGCCAGAGAUCACACACACACACACAAACACAACACACUCUCUGAAUACACAUUAUCCCAUCCAUUUAAUAACACACCUGUAUGCUCAUUCUAGGCAGGGAUCGAGUGUGUUUGUGUUGUCCAGGCAUCAAGUGGAGGGUGUUUGAUAUCAAGAAAGCCAAACGGUGUGCUACAUGGAAUUCCAUCUUUUAAAGAUAACAGCUCCCCUGAGUUACAUCCCUUAGCAGCUGUUGUUACCAUGAUCGUAGCUCUCAAAUUCAAUUCAGCUGAGAGGAGAUCAAAUGCCACGUUGGACUUUUUCUCUUCAAGAUCUUCAGGGCUCAGUAUCUGUAGUGUUUCCUUCUCCUGAUGUAGUUGUUCUAUUUGUUGUUGCAACCAGAAUGCUAAAAAAAGAUAACAGCUCCCAGAUUUUCCACCACUUAGCAGCUGAUGGUGUUUACCAACAUUUUGUUUGAAGUUGUAUUCGAUGAGGGUUUCAUCAAUGCAUCGUGUUUUUGAAGCUGUUUUUGAAAGUCUAGAAAAGGGAAUGUUGCUAAAACAAAUCUAACCGUCCACUUUGCUGUUAGCUUAUUUAAAUGAAAUGCACUGGGUGUGCCAAAUAUAUAGUCAUUUUUGACUAUGAUUUGUGAAGCCCUGUGCAAAUGUGUUCAUCAGCGUGAUGAAGAGGACCAAAGGAGGUGUGCAAACAUAGUUGAAACAUAACAUAGCUGUUUUGUGACUUAUUUAACUGUUUACAUUGGACUGUGAAAUAGGAACCAUCGCAGUAUCUGAGCUAUAAUGUUUUCUGAGUUCAUAGGAUAUUUCCUAUGAGGAAGCCUCUGUUAAAGUCUAUAUCAUACUUGCCUUUUUUUUCAACGUCAGACCUCGAUAUGGUGUCAAGAAAUUGUAUUCCAUUUUUUAUUUCUUUUUGCCUUUUUCAUCAGCAGCCAUUACAGAGUUUCUGAAAGAGCAAGGACUCCUUGUGUUGCACUUACACUGUAGCUGAUUUUGGUAUGCAACGGUUUCUGUUGUCUAAUGACUGAUGUGGCAUGAUGCUCCUACAGUGGUCAUGCCAUAAGGACCAUGAUUUUAUUCUGUUAAAGUCUGUGCAAAGUUUUGUGGCAGAAAAACUCUGUUUAUUCUAAGCCACUGUUAAGUAGUCAAGUGGUUUCUUCCCAUGCAGGAUAUGACCAGUUAACUAUUCAAGAUGACUGUCUAAAGACUUAUAUUUUUUUCUUUAUCCUGAAAAGAGUUAUCAUAUGAUUUUCUGAGGGUCCACACCAAUUCAUUUUCAGUUCAAUGAGGAUCUCCCACAUGUAAUGAAUUAUAGACACUAGACUAUUUAUGAGGGAGAGAAAGAGAAAGAUUUAGGUUGGUAUAUUGAAGGUACUAUGUAUGACUGUCUAGAUAUUUAAUGCUGAAUUUUGUAAUAAAAUUGUCAAUGUCAAAAUGUA